UCUGCAAGAACACUAUUUGAAAUCAGCAUGUCUUUGUCUAUGGUCUAAGCGAGUUGCAUUUAAAAGUAUUAGUUUUCUAACGAGCAUUUUAGUUAAUAUUCUAAUAAUUUUCGGCCAUCGGACUUUUCUAAGAAUUCAUUUUUACUGUGUCCAUAAUAUUUUUCUGUUCAAGAUCAUUUUCUUGUGUCUUCAAUUAUGUCAGGAUCUUUGAAACCUUUUGAUUGUCCUGCUUGCAGAUCAACAUUUACAGUUUCUGCAAGAUGCAAUGCUGUAUCAAGAUUUCCACGUAUUCUCUCUUGCAAUCAUUCAAUUUGUGAAGGCUGUUUACGAAGCGCAGCAAAGUACAGUAAAGAAUUAAAAUGUGCGGUGUGCCAGACUUCUGUUGAUUUAUCUGAAGGAGAUAUCUCAGUGUCCACAUUCCAACCAGAUAUUUAUGCUCUGGGAAUCCUAAAUGCUAAUAUUAAAACUUCUUUCUUAGGGAAUCUGAAAAACAAAUUUCAUUCAAACAUCAGUUGGAGAAAAUGUGAAGAUUCCUCUGAAGUUUCAAAUACAGUUAGUUGUGGGCACUGUAAAUUAAAUCAAGCACUAUGGCAAUGUGAUGCAUGUGAAUUAAAUUUUUGUGGUGUUUGCUUUAAUGAUAUUCAUGAUAAAAUAAAAUCUAAGAAAAAACAUGAAGGAAAAAGAAUCUUUGCUGAGCGGUACAAUUCUGUAGUCCUUGAAGGCUGUUCUGAACAUGAAAAUAAAACUGUUGAGUUCUAUUGUGAAGUUGAUAAUCACUUAACUUGCAGUUACUGUAUGCUAAUUGGUAAUCAUAUUGGGCAUCAAGUGAAAACUCUGAUGGAUAAGAACAAAUCAUGUGCUGAAGAUCUGAAAACUGUUGUACAAGAAAUUUCUGUUUUGCAAAAACGGUUAAAAUACACUGAACAUCUAUUAAGUGAAACUAUACCAUUAGAAAAAGUGGAUGUUUCAGAUCUGAUCAAGAAUGUACAUAAUCAUUUUCAUAAGCUUCAUUCUGUCUUGCAAGUCAGAGAACAUCAGCUUAUCUCUCAGAUAGAAGAAGUUUCUUUGAGUAAUGUUAAACAAUUAGAAAAAAUGAAACUGGACAUUUCUAAUUGGGAGAGGGAUUUGGCUGCUGUAAGAAAAGAUGCUGAAUCAGUCAUAGAAAACCCAUGUUUAGCAAUUAGUGCUCCAGCAAUUCUUGAGAAGUUAGAAGCAUGUAAAACGUUACCUUGCUACCUUGUUCCUCUUUCUGAUGACAAGAAUAAGGAGAAAAUUAAAAUAAAUCUCCAACUAGAUUCAGAAUUAGAAGAAAGCAUAUCACAGUUAGGAAAAGUAGAAUACGAAGUUUUUUCAAAAUUUUCUUUACUGCCAAGGAGUGAACUACCUGACACAUAUUCUGUACCAGAAAUUCCUGACAGCUUGUGUGCUACAGAUGUUGAAGAAUCUUGCUCAACAUCAACUGAUACAUUUUCAGAUGAUAGUUUAUCUAUUAGCAGUGCUGCUGAUUCUACGAGUAUUCAAGCAUCACUCAAAUGCAAAGAUUUUACUAAAAUGCAACCAGAAAAUGUUGUAGUUUCUCAUAUCAAAAGUCCUUCUAGUUUCUGGGUACAGAAGUGUUCUGAUAUGAAAAAAUUAAGAGCUCUUUCAUUAGCUAUAGAUAAAUUCUGUCGAUUUGCAGAACCCAAGAAGCAUAAACCGGUUGCAGUGGAAAAAGGUGAUGUAUAUCUUGUUCAGUUUAGUCAAGAUAAAAAAUGGUAUCGUGGAAGAGUAACUGUAAUAUUAGAACCAAAGGAAACUCAAAAUACAGGUGAAGGAGUGGCAUCUUCAGAUGCAAAGAAACUUAAGAAAAAGGAACCACUAAUAGAAGUUUUAUAUAUUGAUUAUGGAAAUAAAGAAACUGUACCAUUAUCAAACUUCCGGAACAUACAAACUCGUUUUCUAAAUUUGCCAGGUAUGGCUAAAGAAUGUAGCCUCGUAGAUAUAAAACCAAUUAAUGAUGCAGCUUGGACCAUUGAAGCCAUUACAACAUUUACUAAAUUUGUUGCCAGUCGCCCUGUAACAAUGCAGGUUUAUGAAGAAAGAAAUAAUGUUUAUUAUGUUGACUUAUCACAGACAGCUGAAAGUGAUGUGUCUAAUGAUGUUCCUGUUUCUGUUCGAGAUGCUUUAGUAUUUUUAGAGCUUGCUGUUUUUCCUUCAGGCAAAAUUUCCCCACGUAAACAGCAUGUGGAACCUCAAUACAUGCCCCCAGAACCUCUACGUGCGAAUGUGAAUAUCUCUGCAAUUAUCAGUCAUGUAGAAAGUCCUUCACAUUUUUAUGUUCAACAGAUGUCUACAGCAUCUUAUUUAUCAUCAUUAAUUUUUGAAAUGAAUGAAGUUUAUAAUAAUCAAUUGAAUCCUAUUUUAUUUGGAAUUUUUGCUCCUCGUAUUGGUAUGAUAUGUGCUGCUCAGUUUAGUUUAGACCAUCAGUGGUAUCGUGCUCAAGUGAUAGGUUUACCUGGUGGAGCAAAGGUAAAAGUAAGAUAUGUAGAUUUUGGGAACACUGAAGUUAUUCACCACAAGUUUCUCCGGAAACUUCUGAACAAAUUUAGUAAACUUAAUAUUCAAGCAAUACCUUGUAAAUUAGCUGAUGUGACGUAUAAUCAAGAAAAAGCAUGGAGUCAACAAGCAAAGGAAUGGCUGACAAACCAAGGGGCAAGAAAGCAGUUGACUUUAAAGUCCUUAGGUAUGAUCCCAGGUGAAAAUAAAGCUGAAGUUGUUCUUUACUAUUCAGAUGAAGAUUUUGAAAUUUGUAUAAAUUCUUUAAUAGUUGAAGAAGGUUUAGCUACUUCUUGUGGCCCACAUUCUAAAGAAGUGAGAAAAUCAAAGCCAUCCUCUUCGAAAAAACAAAUUUCUCCAAAGAAGGAAAUUACUCCUAUUUUGGAAGAACCAGCUUGUGAUAAUUUCUCAAUCAACGACCCUGUAGCUGAGGAAAAAAAACCACAACCUACUUUUGUAAAACCACCUCCAGAUACUGAAAAUAAGCAUAUGGAAGUUCAUGUUAGCUGGAUUGAAAGCCCAGAUCUAUUUUACAUUCGAAUUGCUGGUGAAAAUGAAAGAAAACUGAUGAUGCUAAUGGAUGAUAUGCAGAAAACAUAUGAAAAUAUGGAAGGAGAUCUGAUAGACUGUACAGUUGGUAGUGCAUAUGCUGUAAUGAGUACUUUUCAGAAGAAGUGGUUUAGAGGAACUGUUGUAUCUAAAAUCUCAGAUGACAAAAUACAGAUUCAUUAUCUUGAUUAUGGCAUGACAGAAGAAGUUUCUAAAAAAGGCAUGCGGAAGUUAUUGGAAAAGUUUACUUUUGAUGAGGCAUUUGCAGUAAGUUGUCAUCUUGUUGGAAUCAUACCUCCUGGUGGAAGUUCAAAGUGGCCUAAUGUAACUGUUGAAAAAUUUAGGUUACUUGCUGCUUCUUAUGAAAUAUUGCUGUUAACUUCUAAGGGCGAAAUUGAUGAGAGGAAGUCUUUGCCUUCUGAUUUGCUGAUUGAGGAAAUCGUGAGAGGUGGAGCUCUUGAACCAACUAGAGUAGUAUAUAAGAGUAUCACUACUGAACUUGUAAAUAGUGGCUUAGCUUUACCUGUUCGAAAGAAUAUUAAGGAAUCUAGUCCUAAUUCCCACAAAGAAACAAUUUCUGGUAAUGAAUCUUUAGAUUUCUUAAAUGGUGCAUUAGAAACAACACCAACCACCAGUGAACCAUCAGCCUUCAUUCCACCACCAAAAGAAGCAUCUAAGAAAGAAAAUGUUGUGCUUGAUUUAAAGCCAAAAUUUGUGUGGAAACGUGCUGUGCCUCCUUCUGAAACAAAGUUUAAAGCUUUUAUUACAAAUAUUGGGGAUGAUGGGAGCAUUCACCUUUAUUCAUUGUGUGAAGAUCCAGUUACUGUAGAUGUAAUUAAGAAGGCAUUACAGCUUAGAUAUGGUAAAGAGAAACCUAAGUGCCUGGAACAAGUUCCACCAGUCGGGGAAGCAUGCAUUGCAAGAUUUUCUGUAGAUAAUUUGUGGUAUCGAGCUGAAGUCAUAUCUGCAUCUGCAUCUUCAUCGAAAGUAAAGGUGCAUUUUGUUGAUUAUGGAAACAAUGAACUAGUUCCUCUGAGUGAUAUUAGUACUGAAAUUAUCAUGCAGCGUUUCCCACGACAGUGCUUAGAAUGCAUUUUAUAUGGAAUUAAACCUGUUGAUAGUGCAACUUGGGAUCAAGAAAUUUUAAACUUCUUGCAUAAUCAAUUUGUUGAGAAGGAGGUAACAGUUGAAAUAAAAGCUUCUGCUGAUAAAAACAGAAGACUGCAGUGCGAAAUAGUAACAUUAUCUGGUUUGAGUCUGGCUGAUUUAUUAAUAAGUAUGGGCUCAGCAGUGCCUAUUUCAGAAUCUUCUAGUAGCAGCUCCUCAAGAAUUACAACCCCAGAUAUUUCAACUAAUAAUACCAUGGUGCACACAGCAUUUUUAAAAGCCACAGAUUUGAUAGAGGGCCAUAUAUUCCCUGUCUGUAUAACACAAGUUAAUACUCCAAAUAUUGUAUAUUUACAACGGUUAAAAAUUGAAGACCCACAGUUAGAUAAUGACAAGGAAAGUAAUAAUGAGCAUGAUGCUUUUCUUCAGCUUAUUAAAGACCUUCAAGAAAAAGCUGAUGAUUUUCCAAAGUUAACAAGCCCAAUGCCUGGUAUGCCUUGCUGUGCCAAGUAUUCAUAUGAUAAUGCCUGGUAUCGUUGUGAAAUAACUGAUUUAACAUCAGAUGGAGCUGUUGUGUUGUAUGUGGAUUAUGGAAACUCUGAAAUUGUACCUAUUGAGAAUUUAAGAAUAUUGGAAGAUCAUUUUAUUAACUUUCCUGUGCAAGUGCAUUUCUGUGAAUUAUAUGGAGUGAAACCUGUUGGUGAUGACUGGGAUCCAAGUGUUAAAGAAUUUUUAAUUUCAAAGUUAAUUAGCAAUCAAGAAAUUUUUGCAAGAGUCAUGGUACCAGGGAAAAUAUCAAAAGUUGAUUUAUGUACAAAAAAUGAAGGUGGAGAAUUUAAAUUAGCAUAUGAAGAGUUGAUUGAAAAUAACCUUAUUAUCUUAGACAAAACAUCACAGUGACAAAUUGCAUUUAUGCAUCACUGUAUUUAUUUGUAUAUUGCAUUUCUCAUAUGUAGUUUGUCGUGUGCCAUACAUUUGUACAUGAAGAUAAUCAUUAUAUUUCUAGUUUGUUAAUUUUCUGUUAAGUAAGUGUACAUUCCAAUUUCUACCAUUUCUGUCGAUUCAUAUGAAAAGGUAAUCAUUAUUUCAUCCUCUGAUUUUUAAAAUGGAAGAGUUUGAUUGUUUUCAAGAAGGUUGUAUAUGAGAGACAAGGACAUUUUAUCAUUUUAUUCAUCCCCCCUUUUAUAGUUAAAAGCUGUUAGUUGGCAAACUAUUUGUAUAAAAAUCAAAAUUCAUGCAUUAAAGUCUUUUUCAUUGAUCACAGACUGUGUAUACUGUUUCACAAACUGAAAAGUUCAUUCUCAAAAUAUGCAAAGGCUAUUAUAAAAAAAAUACAUAUCUUGUUAAAACGAGUAGUUAUAUUUUAUAAGCAUGUGUAGCAUUGUCAAUAAUCUGUGUGAAAUUUAUUUUCAUAUUGAAAAUAUCACGUUUAUUUGAUAAUAAUAUGUAACCUUCUGAAGCACUUAACCAUCUUAUUGAAAAGUAUUAAAACAGUGUUAACUAUUUGAUAGAUGUAGGUGGAAAUGUGUAAAUCUGUGUUGUAAUUAAGUAAUUUCUUUCUAUUAAUAUUGUCAGGAAAUUUAACUUUUACAUAAGUUAUAUAUAAAUAAUAUAUGCUGCACAAACUAAUUCCUGAUGCUUGCAAUUAAUUAUACCUAAACAUAUAAAAGUUUCUAAUGAAUGAUUGCAAAAAGAAUCAUUAUUUUAGUCACGUUAAUUUUAAAAUGCUUCUGUAAUUAUGCAGGGUUGUAUUGAUGAUUUUUGUUGCUAAAAGUAUUUAGCUGUAAUGAUUGAAUGUGUAUAUACAAACAAAAAUAAUUUCAUUUUAACUGUUAAGUAACAUUACAUUACAAAGUGAAAUGCUGCUAAUAUGAAUAACUAGAUAUUUACAUUAUUUAAUAAAGGUCAUAAAUUAAAAGGGUAAUAAAAUUGUACUCAAGAAAUGAUUUGUAAAAUGUUAAGCAUCUAAUUUCUAAUGAGACUACAUGCAAAUUUGUGUUAAGUGCUACAUAAAAUUUAAUCUUUUCUAUUUUCAGUUACUCUUAAUAGAUAUCAUACAGAUAACGUGAUAUAAUUGAUUUUGUGAACUGCUGGUCUGAACUUUAAAUUAUUUUUUGCCUAUUGACGGUAGAUUAUACAAUAUUUAAUACAUUUUCACUUCAUUUAUUCAUAAUUUCAAUUCUGCAUUUUAACUUUUAUAGUCUUUUUUGAUGGAAAAAAGUGAGUCAUUGUUUAUUGACGCAGAAAAUAAAACUUGCUUAUGUUUGAAAA
This is a messenger RNA of Stegodyphus dumicola, 6462 nucleotides long. It is a transcript of the gene qin, whose product is annotated as tudor domain-containing protein qin. Gene Ontology annotation, molecular function: zinc ion binding. Lineage: Eukaryota; Metazoa; Arthropoda; Arachnida; Araneae; Eresidae. The record is from RefSeq and is a predicted model, not a curated record.